Arachis duranensis is the source of this 638-nucleotide messenger RNA. RefSeq names its product glyoxylase I 4. The record is from RefSeq and is a predicted model, not a curated record. NCBI's taxonomy places the organism in Eukaryota, Viridiplantae, Streptophyta, Magnoliopsida, Fabales, Fabaceae. The transcript has 3 exons. Bases 45 to 563 code for a protein of 172 amino acids.
AUCAUCAUCACCUUUCAAUAAUUUCAUUAACCUUUGAGAUUACAAUGGCCAAUAACAAUAACAAUAACAAUAAUCCUCUGCAACUCAAGUCAUUGAAUCACAUCUCCUUGCUGUGUGGAUCAGUGGACAAAUCUAUUGAUUUCUACGUCAAUAUUCUUGGCUUCUGCCCCAUUCAGAGGCCUACUUCCUUUGACUUCAACGGUGCAUGGUUAUUCAAUUAUGGCAUUGGCAUACACCUCCUCCAAUCAGAAGAUCCAGAGGGCAUGCCCAAGAUUCUUCAGAUUAAUCCCAAGGACAACCACAUUUCUUUCCAAUGUGAAAGCAUAGCAGCAGUGGAGAGAAGAUUGAAGCAAAUGAAGAUUAAGUAUGUGAAGAACAUAGUAGAGGAAAAUGGGAUCUAUGUUGAUCAGCUAUUCUUCCAUGACCCAGAUGGAUGGAUGAUUGAGAUCUGCAACUGUGACAAACUCCCUGUGGUGCCAUUGUGCUCUUCUUCCUCUCCUUUCAAUUGCAAUAUCCCAAACCACCAUCUUCACCAACAAAUUCUCACAAUGGACCAACAGUGACAAACUUAUAUUAAUCUUAUUAAUUAAUGUACAUACAAAAGUGAUCAUUUGUUAAUUAUGAAUGUCAAAGUAAAA